Messenger RNA from Laccaria bicolor S238N-H82, 405 nucleotides. RefSeq lists its product as uncharacterized. Gene Ontology annotation, biological process: triglyceride biosynthetic process. Gene Ontology annotation, cellular component: endoplasmic reticulum membrane. The record is from RefSeq and is a predicted model, not a curated record. Gene Ontology annotation, molecular function: diacylglycerol O-acyltransferase activity. The transcript has 4 exons. The coding region runs from base 1 to 405 and encodes 134 amino acids. Lineage: Eukaryota; Fungi; Basidiomycota; Agaricomycetes; Agaricales; Hydnangiaceae.
AUGCAGACUCUGGUCGACGCCACAACGUUGCCAUUCAACGUUGGGUCAAAUUUUCUGCAAAUUAUUAACCUAUUUCUAAAGGUAUGUAUGUGGAAUAACGAGAGGGAAGAAGGCAUAAUGACGAUACCGCUCAUGCGCGUAGAAGCAGAUUUGCCGGCAGAUCGUUCGUAUGUGUUUGAGUGUUAUCCUCACGUCAAAUGUAUGUGCCCCGCUUGGCGGCUAUCCACACAUAUUCACAGCUUACUUGUUACAAAUCGGGACGCCUUAGCAAUAUUCGCAGCUGAAGCCACCGAGUUCUCAGCUGCUUUCCCAGGAAUCAAACCCUACCUCCUAAUGCUCGUCUUGAACUUUCAGGUGCCAUUCUACAGGGAUAUACUCAUGUGUCACUGGCAAUGCUGCAUAUAG